Olea europaea var. sylvestris is the source of this 2190-nucleotide messenger RNA. Its product is annotated as protein FAR1-RELATED SEQUENCE 5-like. The transcript has 6 exons. Bases 1 to 2190 code for a protein of 729 amino acids. NCBI's taxonomy places the organism in Eukaryota, Viridiplantae, Streptophyta, Magnoliopsida, Lamiales, Oleaceae. The record is from RefSeq and is a predicted model, not a curated record. Gene Ontology annotation, molecular function: zinc ion binding.
AUGGAACGAGGGGAAACCUGGCUUGAUGCCGGCGACGGCGCGACGGUGAGUCCGACCUCGUUAUCUGCACCGUUCGUGAUUCACCCGAAACCCAGUUAUUGUAGAGAAGAAUAUGAAAUGGAAGGAGGCAACAUCGAGUCCGGCAACAACAUGGGUAAUAUUUCUUUUCUUCCCUGGUAUUUGGAAAUCUCUUCAUCCGAAGACAAUAAUCCGAAUGACAUGAGUUUACAAGAAGGAACUGAUAUUAUUGUGCCUAGUGUUGGAAUGAAGUUCCAAGAUGAGAAUAAGGUGUUUGAAUUUUACAAGAACUAUGCAUACCAAGUCGGAUUUCCAGUGAGGAAAAGAAAUUCAAGGAAGGGUGAGGAUGGGGUUGUGCGUUAUGUCACUUUCACAUGUAGUCGGGAGGGCCGUCAAAGUACUGGCUCAAAUUCAAUCCUGAAGCCUCAACUAACAAUGCAAACAGGUUGUAAAGCAAGAUUGACAGCAUGUUCAGAUCUAAGUGGCUCAUGGCGUAUUAACAUUGUUCAUCUGGAGCAUAAUCACAAAACAAGCCCGUUGAAAUCAAGGCUAUGUCGUUGCAAUCGAGAAAUCAGUGCACGUGUGAGAAGACAGCUUGAAAUAAAUGACGUGGCUGGUAUACCAUUACAUAAGAGUUUUAACUCAGCUAUGGUUGAAGCCGGUGGUUAUGAAAAUAUUAUGUGCAUUGAGAAAGAUUGUAGAAAUUUCAUAGAUAAAGUCCGACAGUUAAGACUGGGUGAAGGAGAUGCUCUUGCAAUACAAGCUUAUUUUACGAAGAUGCAAGCACGCAGUCCUGGUUUCUUCUUUAGCAUAGACUUGGAUGAUGAGGCCCUACUACGGAACGUGUUCUGGGCAGAUAACAGGUGUAGACAAGCGUGCAAGGAGUUCGGUGAUAUAGUUACAUUUGACACCACGUAUUUGACUAACAAGUACGAGAUGCCUUUCGCUCAUUUUGUUGGGGUAAACCAUCAUGGACAAUCAACUCUACUCGGAUGUGGCUUACUCUCUAAUGAAUACACAAGGACCUUUGUAUGGCUAUUCGAAACCUGGCUUGAAUGUAUGCAUGCUCAAGCUCCAUGUGGGAUAAUUACAGAUCAAGACCGUGCUAUGCAAAAUGCAAUUGAAAUCGUGUUCCCGAACACAAAGCAUAGAUGGUGUCUGUGGCAUAUUCUGAAAAAGUUACCAGAAAAGUUUGGGGGCCAUAGACAUAAAGUUUCCAUUCUUGCUACCGUUCAUGCGUUGGUAUAUGAUGUGCAAAGUUGCAAGGAAUUUGAACAAGGAUGGAAUAAGAUGCUCGCCGAAUAUGACUUGCUAGAACAUGCUUGGUUGAGCAGCCUGUACAAUAAAAGAGGUCGAUGGGUACCAUGCUUUUUGAAAACCUCAUUUUGGGCCGAGCAAUAUGAACGUGCCUUGAGAAGUAAAGUUGAAAAGGAGUUCCAAGCGGACUUCAAAUCAUUUUCACAAAUGGUCCCAUGUGUGACAAGGUACGACAUGGAAAGGCAAUUCCAAUCAGUUUACACCAUCGCAAAGUUCAAGGAGUUUCAAGAACAAUUUACUGGAAAGGUGUAUUGUGAAGUCUUAGGACUUCAUGAGACGUACUUGCAUACUACGUACGAUGUACGUGAGGACAUUAUUCUGAACAACUGUAUGAAGACAAAAAUCUUUAAAGUGUGCUUUCGUAGAGAUGAAUGUGAGUUUGAGUGUAGUUGUCACCUGUUCGAUUUCAGAGGAAUUAUUUGCAAGCACGCGGUGACGAUUUUGAUUCGAAGCCAAGUGCACUUAGUUCCUGAGAAGUACAUUCUGAGGAGAUGGAGAAGGGAUGUGAACAGAUUGUACAUGAGGGUUCCGAUUACUUAUGAUAGUUGGAUUAGUACUCCAGACCAAAUUAGAUAUGAGGAAAUGUGCAAUGCAUUUGCGAAUAUAGUAGCGUGGGCUCUCAACGCUUGGAUGAAGCCGGAAAGUGUGCUAGCGGAAUCAUCUUCGACCCAAAAUACACAAAAUGCAAGGGAGCACCUAAAAAACUUGGCUGAAAGGGAUAUGGCAAACUCAUCUACAUCGAACGGGCAAAAAGACAAAGUUUCGUCCUCAUUAAACGUUCAGGAGAUCGGCACGCAGGAGAGCAUUGGAGAUUUUGAUGUAGGGGGUUUAAAAUUCCAGCUCAUUUUUAUGUAG